Messenger RNA from Carassius carassius (crucian carp), 1434 nucleotides. RefSeq names its product mRNA decay activator protein ZFP36L2-like. The coding region runs from base 123 to 1085 and encodes 320 amino acids. NCBI's taxonomy places the organism in Eukaryota, Metazoa, Chordata, Actinopteri, Cypriniformes, Cyprinidae. The record is from RefSeq and is a predicted model, not a curated record. The transcript is spliced from 2 exons. Gene Ontology annotation, molecular function: mRNA binding; metal ion binding.
UUUUUUUUCUGUGUCUUUCGUGAGCAUAAAAAUGCUCUGGGAGCCUUAUGAACAUAGCAUAACGCUUCCAGUGCUCGUUCACGACUUCAGACAGCAACAUUCCUUCACAACAGAGCUUCACUAUGUCCGAUACGCUGGGCAAAAGUCUCAUACGGAAUCUCAUCAACCUUGGGCUAGAUGAGCCGUUUCUACAACUAUCCCGCCCGUUCGCACCGAUAAGCAUCAGCUCCGAGGGGCUCACCGAUGACUUCUGGGCGGCGGACUCCCCGAGCGACCGAGCGCCCAGCAGACCCCAGUUUCCCCUCAAAGCAGACCGAUCCAUGAGUCUGACUGACACCUUCAACAGAAUAAAGCCCCACGACGUCCCCCCACCGCCCGGAUUUCCUCCUCUGGCACCCCUGCCUUCGAACCGGUACAAGACCGAGUUGUGCCGAAGCUUUCAAGAGCACGGCAGCUGCAAAUACGGCGGCAAAUGUCAGUUCGCCCACGGCGAGAGCGAGCUGCGAGGGCUGAACCGCCAUCCCAAAUACAAAACUCAAGCCUGUCGCACCUUCUACCAGUUUGGAUACUGUCCGUACGGAAGCCGCUGUCACUUCAUCCACGAGGACAAAAUCUCUCUGGACGGGUUCGAGCAGAACCCGCGUCAGCUGCGUCAAUGCGUCAGCUUCGCCGGGUUCACUCGCAGCAACUCUCCCCCGACUUUAUACGAGCCCCUGAGCUUCACCCGUGCGGCCUCGGUCUCUCCCCCUCCCGCGGACAUCUUGUCCCCGGUCUUCAGCGACUCUUCCCGCGACAUGUUCCCCUUCAGCCGUCACAGUACCGGAGAUAUCUACAACAACGCGCCAGAGCCUCGGUCACGGUGUGUCUGCGGACACGGAAAUAACUUCCAGGGCUCCAGCAACGAGCUGUACUUGAAGGAAGACCAGAGCAAAGCCAACCUGCAGCGCUUUUCCUCCGAAGACUCGCUGUCAGACCGCGAAAGUUACAGCAGCACCGGCAGCUCGAGCGGCUCCGAGUCUCCCUCCUUCGACGGGUCGAGCGGAAAGCGCCUGUCCGUUUUCGCGCGGAUGUCUGUGUCUGACUGAGGACUUACUUUACCGCCAUCCCUUCCCAAUCAUCCAAUCAGUCUGAUAUAAUGUGCAACGCGUCUUAAUACUGUUAAUUUAUUGUUUUUAUUAUUAUAUAUUGUUAAAGGAGAUUAUUUUUAUACCAAGCUGCCCUCCAAAACCUAAGCAGGCAUUGUUUUUAUAACGCUGUUGUAUUAUUUUCUGUCAUAUUGUCUUCCAUUUGCUUAUGCUUUUCUUGCUUUUCAACGUUGUUUGGCAGUGAGCGUUGCAGACAAGUGCCUUAAAAUAUCAUAACCUAUGCUACUGGCAUAGGUUUGGAGUCGCUUUGGAAAAGACUAAAUGUAAUAUAUGUGCAUAUAUAAUUAUG